Messenger RNA from Zeugodacus cucurbitae (melon fly), 3026 nucleotides. Its product is annotated as DDB1- and CUL4-associated factor 6. Gene Ontology annotation, molecular function: protein binding. Gene Ontology annotation, cellular component: cytoplasm; Cul4-RING E3 ubiquitin ligase complex. Gene Ontology annotation, biological process: positive regulation of transcription by RNA polymerase II. The transcript has 5 exons. Lineage: Eukaryota; Metazoa; Arthropoda; Insecta; Diptera; Tephritidae. The record is from RefSeq and is a predicted model, not a curated record. Bases 612 to 2846 code for a protein of 744 amino acids.
AAACUUAAAAAAAAAAAGAUUUUUUGCAUGUAGUGUGUGGAAGUAAUAAGAGGAUGUAAUUGCCAAGAAAAUGACAAGGAAAGUGAAUAAACAAGAAAAAAAUGUAGCAAAAUUUGGCAAUUUCUGGGUCUGGGGAAAGAAAAACGCACAGCAAAAAAUAUUAGGAAAAUAUAACGCGGUGUGCUAAAUAAAAACAGAACAAUUGCUGUGAUACGAGACAAAACAAUGAAAUGUUGAGGCACAUUUCAAUUACAUCUGUCUUUUGUUAUUAAUUUUUUGUUAAAUGUGUAGUGUGAAAAUUCAUAAUAACCUUUGCAAGAAUUUGCUGCAAUAAUCGCGAACGUUGGUUUUGGCAUAUCAAGUUUUUAUAAACAACGGAUUGUUUUUGUAAUUACGGGAUGAUGCAAAAUUAAAUUUCGAGUGUAAUAAUUUCUAUAAAAUUUGUGAUAAAGUAUUAAUUAAUGAUUGGAAGGCAAUUUAUAAUUAAAUUUAGUUUGGGACACGAACAUUCAAAAUUUUAAUAAGAUUAUUUACGGCCCAUCUCUUGCUCCAAGAAGUGCCUAUAUACAAUAAAUCAUAAUCAUAGGGUGGAUUUGGUGACGUUACUGAGAAUGUCUCGCGACCGGUUCUCCAAGGACAGCGUCUUUAGAAGUGUUUAUAACAAUCAAAGCUUAAAUUCCACACGAGCUGCCACUAAUAACUACAUUGCUAGCACAAAAGACUCACUGGACUAUGUGCAACGUUUGGGUUUGAUGAGCCGUUUGCAUGUGCACUCUGGCUGUGUGAACACUGUAAGUUGGAGCAGCACAGGUGAACACUUGUUGUCGGGUAGCGAUGACCAGUGCAUUGCUAUAACGAACCCUCACAGCCAAGAGGUACUGUUGAAAUAUAAAACGGCUCAUAGAGCGAACAUCUUCAGUGCGCGGUUUAUGCCACGGUCGAAUGGUCACUCGAUAGUAUCGUGUUCCGGUGAUGGUAUUGUACUGCAUACCGAGCUGUUAGCACCAUAUGUACGUCGGCAACGCACACCGUUAUUUAAUAAUGUUAACACGGUGGGCUCUGGUGCCGAUUCUACUAGAGAGACUGUUCCUAUGCAGCCCUUAUAUGAACAUAGUGAGAGUGAGGCUAAAUUGAGUUUUUUUAAUUGUCACAAAAGCGGUACAACGUAUGAAGUACUAACGAUACCCUCAGAACCACGGUCAUUUCUGAGCUGUGGCGAAGAUGGGACAGUUCGUCUAUUCGAUUUACGGCAAAUAUCGAGUUGUCAUAAGACUUGCUGCAAGGAUAAUAUACUGAUAUUUAGUCCUUCAGCGGUUAAUGCCAUGGAUCUAUCGCCCAUCAGUAACUACUAUGUGGCAGUGGGUAGUUCCGAUGCAAUUGUACGGAUCUAUGAUCGACGUUACCUGUCAAUUAUUGAUUUUAGCGAUAGCUCUAUACCCACUACGGAGCGGCAUACAAGACCGAUUAAAGCCUAUCCAAUUCCUAUGACGACGAAUCGACAAUAUCGAAUUACUUGUGUUAGAUACAGCCCUGAAGAGUCUGAAUUACUGGUGAGUUACUCUUCUGAGUAUUUGUAUCUAUUUGAUCUGCGUCGCGACGGUGUGGACGUCAACGAGCUGUAUGAAAAGGGACGGACAGCUGAUGUCAACAGUGCAUCCCCUCCUCCUACUUUAACCGCCGAACAAGUUACGCGGCGGUUGCGCUUGCGUGGUGAUUGGUCCGACACUGGACCGGAUGCGCGGCCGGAAAACUAUCCGAGAGGGCGAGUGGAAAUUGGACAAGUACGACCGCAGCUGCAAGCGAACAUAAUGAGUCGCAUGACAGAGGUGAUAUCCCGUAUGCUUAACGAUCCACGUACACGAAUGGGCCUUUCUGGCCAGGCACAAGAGCUGAAUCGUGAAAAUCAAGCGACACUUUUGGCUGCAGUGGCUAGAGAGACAUCAGACGACUCGACACCCUCUACAUCAGGCGCUUAUUGGCGUAGAGUUGCUAGUCGUUUGCACAACUCUCGUUCUAUUAACAUAAAUGCUUCAAUGCCUCAAACAGAUGUGGUUACGUCUCAACCGAUUCCUACAACGACUGUUGUCAAUAACAUUAGUAGACCGCCAGAAGAAAGUACCAUUGCGGCACCAGCAGAACCAUCAGUACCUGCAAGUACGUCCAUUGCCGAUACAUCUAAUGUUAGCAGUGAUGGUCAGCAAGGCAUACAGUUCCGUGACGAUGAAGCCGAUACGCUGAACGAAGAACUUGCGGAACUCGACAUGCAAACCAAGGAGAUACUUUUCGAUUAUUUGCGUAUGAAGUUUGUCGGUCACAGAAAUGCACGUACCAUGAUCAAGGAGGCGAACUUUUGGGGUAACAACUAUGUGAUGUCUGGAUCGGAUUGUGGACAUAUAUUUACUUGGGACCGACGUACCGGGAAACUAGUCAUGUUAAUGCAGGGUGACCAACAUGUUGUGAACUGCUUACAGCCGCAUCCUGAGCUUCCUUAUUUAGCUAGCUCGGGCAUAGAUUACGAUGUUAAGAUAUGGGCGCCCACUUUGGAGCAUGCCAAUUUCGAUGAAGCGGUAGCUGAAGAUCUCAUGAAACGUAAUGCUAUAAUGUUAGAGCAAACUAAAGACACCAUCACAGUACCAGCGGCUUUUAUGAUUCGUCUGUUGGCCUGCAUUCACUCGCUGCGAAAUCGCGAACGUAUCCUUAAUCCUGAAGGAGGCAAUAAUCCAUCCAACCUAACAGAAAAUGUAGACAAUGACAACAAUAGAAGCGCAACAAACGAGCAAAAUGAGGGUUCUGUUCCGAAUGCAGACGGUGGUGAAGCUUCAGAGGAGGCUAACAAUGACGAAUGAGCAAAGCGAAGUGAGAAUUAUACAUUGAAAUAAAAUACAGUUACCACAGGACAUAAGCUUAGUGCAAGAAGAGAUUUACAAAUAAUUUUCGUCUACCGUGUAAUUUUUACAAGAAUGAAAAAUUUUGAAUUUCAUACUAUGGAAAAUAAAACUAAAGAAGCAAUAUAUUCAAAUGCAUAA